Messenger RNA from Echinostoma caproni, 564 nucleotides. The record is from the annotation of a GenBank genome assembly. Lineage: Eukaryota; Metazoa; Platyhelminthes; Trematoda; Plagiorchiida; Echinostomatidae.
AUGCAGGAAUACAAAUUGGUUGUUUUAGGCAGUGGUGGCGUCGGGAAAAGUGCUCUAACUGUGCAGUUCGUGCAAGGAAUAUUUGUUGAAAAAUAUGAUCCUACCAUUGAGGAUAGUUAUCGAAAACAAACGGAAGUCGAUGGCAAACAAUGUAUGUUGGAAAUCUUGGAUACUGCAGGCACGGAACAAUUCACCGCUAUGCGUGAUUUGUAUAUGAAAAAUGGCCAGGGUUUUGUCCUGUGCUAUUCCAUCACCGCCCAAUCCACAUUCAACGACUUAGAAGAUCUGUACGAACAAAUCCUACGUGUGAAAGACUCGCCAAACAUUCCGCUCAUUCUUGUGGGCAACAAAUGUGACUUGGAUGCCGAACGUGUGGUCGGUCGUGAACAGGGACAGAAUUUGGCUCGACGUUUCAAUUGUCCGUUUCUGGAAACCAGCGCAAAAGCCCGAGUCAAUGUGGAUGAAGUAAGCGGUCUCGUUCGCAUUGUUGUCUGCUACCGGUUGAUCUAUCACCCUGGUUUCUCAAACAGGCGUGUGUGUGCGUGUAUAUAUAUAUAUAUAUAA